CAGAGAGCGGAAAAAAUAAAGAAAAGAUGAUACUUUCACGUGGCAAAACGGAUUCAGCCAGCUCACGGCAUGCGGCAAGCGGCGGUGGCAUGCAACAGCAGCAGCGCAAGGCCCCGGCACCGGCGACACUGGAGGAUUUCAUCAUCAGGCGUGACUAUACAGGUGCGCGAGCCUUUUUAGAGUACGCCAACGACGAGCAGGACGAGGGCGAGGAGACGGCUCAGCAAAGUGAGCAGCAACAGAAGCUGAUCGAUCAGUGGAUUGCCUUCUGCAAUUUCCACCUGGGUGACUACCAACAGGCCCUGACACAAUAUCAGGCCCUAAGGGAUCCCCAGCUGGAUCUCAACAUAGCCGUCUGCAUGUUCUACUUGGGCCUGUACGAGGAGGCACAGCAGCUGAUGGAGGGCACUGCGGAUACGCCGCUGAAGCAGCGCCUCCUCUUUCAUCUCGCCCACAAGCUGGGCGAUGAUCAGCAGUGGGCAGACCUGCUGGACACACUGCUAAGCACGCCCAGCGUCGAGCAGCAGCUGAGCCUCGCCUCGAUGCACUACAUGCGCGCCCAUUACCAGGAGGCCAUCGAUGUGUAUAAGCGCGUGCUGGUCGACAACAAGGAUUACUUGGCCAUCAAUGUGUAUCUGGCUCUGUGCUUCUACAAGCUCGACUACUAUGACAUGUCGCAGGAGGUGCUCGAUGUGUACUUGAGCCAGCACGCUGAUAGCACCAUUGCCAUCAAUCUGAAAGCGUGCAAUCGCUUUCGCCUCUUCAGCGGUCGCGUUGCCGAGCAGGAGAUCAAAAAUAUCGCCGACAAUGGCACAUUCGGUGCGGACUUAAUACGUCACAAUUUGGUGGUAUUUCGAAAUGGUGAGGGCGCUCUCAGAGUUCUGCCGGCACUGCUAAACAUAGUGCCCGAGGCCCGACUCAAUCUGGCCAUCUACUAUUUGAAGCAGGGCGAUGUGCAGGAGGCGCAUGCCCUCAUGAAGGAGCUGCAGCCCACUUCGCCGCAUGAGUAUAUACUGAAAGGAGUGGUGCAUGCGGCACUGGGACAGCAAUUGGGUUCGAAGGAGCACAUCAAAACGGCUCAGCAAAAUCUACAUCUUGUGGGCAGCUCAGCCACAGAAUGUGAUACGAUACCGGGACGUCAGAGCAUGGCCUCGGCGUUCUUUCUGUACGAACAGUUUGAGGAGGUGCUCGUCUAUAUGAACUCUAUACGCAGCUAUUUUGUAAACGAUGAUGUAUUCAACUACAACUUUGCGCAGGCUAAGUGCGCCACGGGCUACUACAAGGAGGCGGAGGAGCUGCUGGUGCAGAUCAGCGAUAUGGACAUCAAGAAUCAGCAUACCUACUGCAUGAUCCUCUCGAAAUGUCAUAUACACUGCGGCCAUCCAGAGCUGGCCUGGAAUAUAUUUAUUACCAGAGACACAAAUGCAGAGGCAUUUGUCUUGCUUCAGCUAAUUGCGAAUGAGUGCUACAAGUGCGAGGAGUUCUGGGUGGCUGCCAAAGCAUUCGAUAUGCUUGAGAAACUCGAUCCCAGUCCGGAGAACUGGGAAGGCAAACGAGGCGCUUGUGCCGGUGUGCUCUAUGCGAUGGCAACCAAGGCACAGCGUGGCCGACCCUCUGGAGGCAUCUCUGAGGUCAUUGGGCUACUGCGUGAAUCCUCCAACUCACAGGCAGAUUCAAUGAUCAAGACAAUUAGAAAACACAUAAGUAGUUUCAAGUAA
Molecule: messenger RNA, 1718 nt
Organism: Drosophila navojoa
Lineage: Eukaryota; Metazoa; Arthropoda; Insecta; Diptera; Drosophilidae
Gene: Ttc26
Product: tetratricopeptide repeat domain 26
Biological process (GO): intraciliary anterograde transport; intraciliary transport involved in cilium assembly
Cellular component (GO): intraciliary transport particle B; ciliary basal body; ciliary base
Molecular function (GO): intraciliary transport particle B binding; protein binding
Source: RefSeq, a predicted model, not a curated record